AUGCAUCCACCUCCCACUGUGUCUCCUAUCUUGAACUUGCUCACAUUGGAUCCCACCUCUAUCACUUCAUCAACCACUUCAUCAACCAUGAUCAUCACUCAAUCAAUUCACAAACCCAGCCGAUCAAUUAAUGUGCAACCUUCUUGCCUGGUGGUCCCUUCUAAGUCAUCAACCAUUUUUGAAGUGGGAAAGAAUCAUGAUUCGGUUAAUCAGAACUGCAGCUUUACUAGAAGUUCUGUUAUCGAUUACAGCCUUCUCUCACCUCAUUCAAAUAAUCCCUUGUUUGGUGCUGGGCAACUAUCGGAUGGGGAUCUGAAAACGACGGGCGUGCGUAAUGGGUACUCGGGUCCUGGUUCCAUAUCUCCAUCUGUGUCAUCUUGCUCCAUAAAUGCUGAUAACGGUGCUAAUAGGCGCCGUAGUAGCGAAUCAGAGAGCGAGGGAGAGCCGAUGACGCCCCGAUUGAAGACGCACAGGAAGAAGCGCGGCCACGUGAGCGCCGGGCACGGCCGCAUCGGAACACACAGCCACCAUCCCGGUGGUCGCGGAAACACCGGAGGAAUGCCCCAUCACCACCUCCUUUUCGACGAGUACCAUCCUGGUUCCUUUGGCAAGGUCGGCAUGAGGUCCUUCCCCAGGCUUCGCCCCAGGUUCUAUUGCCCCAUCAUCCACAUCUGGUCUCUCGUUCCUCAGGAAAUCAAAGACAAAGCCUCUCUGUCACCUCGUGGGCUUGUUCCCACCAUACCAUUUUAAUAUAUUCUAAUACUGUAUGUAAUAUUACCUCACAGAUUCACACACUACCACUUUAAAUCGUUAUUUUAUUUUUUAUCUUUUCUUUUUGAACUUUCCAUCACCGCCCACAACACCUUUCCUUCACCUUUUGCACCCCACUUUACUUUUAUUUAUUUUAUUUUAUCUUCCUUUUUUCAUUUAAAAUAAAAAAAAUAAAAAAAAAAACAAAACAAAUCAUCUGCACUAACAAACUGCUAUUGUGUAGCACGUGGGUACUACACCUCUCUAGAUACACAAACCGCCAUUGUAUUUUGAAAACCAUGGGCUCCGGCCAAACCCACCUCUCUCUAUUAA
Molecule: messenger RNA, 1083 nt
Organism: Camellia sinensis
Lineage: Eukaryota; Viridiplantae; Streptophyta; Magnoliopsida; Ericales; Theaceae
Source: RefSeq, a predicted model, not a curated record